CUCAUGAAUCACAACACUCGCUCUUGAGGGCGACGUGAACCAGCAUCAUGUCUCGCCUCAUUGUCAAGAAUCUCCCAAACUACCUCUCCGAUGCUCGCCUCAAGGAGCACUUCGGCCAACGAGGCCUGGUCACAGAUGUCAAGCUCAUGACACGUCCCGAUGGCACCUCGAGACGAUUCGGCUUCGUCGGCUACCGCACUGAAGAGGAGGCGCGCGAUGCUCUGGCUUAUUUCAACAGGACCUUCAUUGAUACCAGUCGCAUUCAGGUGGACUUGGCAAAGCGGAUAGGGGAUGAAGGGCUAGCGAAUGAGAGGGAAGUGAGAAAGCAGAGACGAGAUCAGGGCAGAGGAGAGGAAAGCCAUCGGGUCAUCGAGGUCGCCGGUGAGCAAAGCGCUGCUGCUGGAAAGAAGAGCAAAAAGGAGAAGGCAGCAGAGAAGUCAAAGGCCAGCAAGGGCGUAUCUUUUGAAGAGUUCAUGGCAGUCAUGGCGCCCAAGAAGAAGCGCAAGACUUGGCAGAACGAAGAGGACGAUCCGGAAGAGAAGCUCAAGGACAGCAAUGCUACAGCAGCCGCGGUAGAGGAGGCUGGCGAGCUGAGAAAGGCAAAGAAGGCGAAGCAAGCCGCCACAGAGGCCGAUGCUGCCGCCUCAGCGCCCGCCACUUCGGCUCCUACACAAGAGGAAGAUCGCGAAGUCACACCAGAUGCUGCUCUGAACGACGAGGAGCUUACCGACAUGGAUUACCUGGCCCGGCGCAUGAAGCGCAAUGUGGCGGCAGAGGAACCAGUCAAGACAUUCGAGCAGUCCGAUUCUGAAGACGAAAAGGACAAGGAUGAGGAGGACCAGGACAGCGAAGCUGAAUCAGAGGUCGAAGACGAAGCAGCAAAAGCUCGCAUCGAGAAGCAACGACUCAGUGCUGAGGAGAAAGCAAAGAAGGACCAAGAAGCAGUGGAUACGAUCAUGGCCAGUGGACGAAUCUUCAUCCGCAAUCUGCCCUUCGCUGCAACUGAAGAAGACGUGACGAAGCACUUCUCCUCUUUUGGCCCACUCAAACAGACACAUAUCCCACUCGACAAGUCAAAGAAGACGUCGAAGGGUCUCGCCUUCGUUUCCUUUGAGACUCCCGCUCAUGCAUUGGCAGCAUACCGAGCCGCUGAUGGUACUACCUUCCAAGGCCGGCUACUCCAUCUGCUGCCAGCCGUCGAUCUUCGACCUCGACCGGAUGCUCCGAAGACUUUGAAGCAGUCAAAGUCAGAUGAGCGCAAAGCAAAGGCAGACAAGGACUUCAGUUGGAGCAUGCUGUACAUGAGCGGUGACGCUGUCGCAAGCAGCAUCUCACAGCGCUUGGGCGUUGACAAGGCGGAUAUUCUCAAUCCUUCCGACGAUGGGGGAGACAGUGCUGCCGUACGGCUUGCUCUCGCCGAGACUCGAGUGAUACAAGAAACCAAGGAGUUCCUUGAGAGGGAAGGCGUCAACGUCUUAGCUUUUGAGGACGGCAAGGCUGGCAAGAAGACUCGCAGCGAUACCACCAUCCUGGUCAAGAACAUCCCCUACGGUACUACGCCGGAGUCUAUCCGUGAGAUGUUUGAGAGACAUGGAGAGGUCGAUCGCGUUCUCAUCCCGCCUACUGGCACUCUAGCGCUAGUGGAAAUGGCUAUCCCUGGAGAGGCUCGUGUGGCAUUCAGAGCCUUGGCGUACAAGCGUCUGGGCAACUCUAUCCUCUACCUCGAGAAAGCUCCCGUAGGCCUCGUCACUCCCUCUGCGGCCCAGACCAAGUCGACGACCGACGUAGCAGCUGCUCGAACGCCAAUCGCUGCCCCCGCCAGCAAGCAGCAGAUGCUGCUGGGAGCAGGUUCCGGCUCAGAGGCCGACGCUGAGCCCGGCGCGACCCUCUUUGUCAAGAACCUCAACUUCUCCACUACAGACGACAGCCUGGCUGCCUUCUUCAGCGCUCUGGCCGACUUUGCCUUUGCUCGAGUACAGACCAAGGUCGAUGCGCGGGACUCUCCCAAGAGGCUCAGCAUGGGCUACGGCUUCGUUGGGUAUCGCAACGUCUCGGCAGCGCAAGCCGCUUUGGACACACUGAACGGGAAAGACCUCGAUGGCCACUCCCUCUCCUUGUCCUUUGCCAGACGAGGGCAAGACGCAGACGACCGUGCACCCUCUGCAAAGGGCGCGAGCACCAAGCUGGUAGUGAAGAAUCUGCCCUUCGAAGCGACGAAGAAGGACGUGCGCACACUCUUCUCCUCGUACGGUCAGCUGAAGUCGGUGCGCGUACCCCGCAAGGCAGCCUCUGUCGCUGGCGCUGCUGGUGGCGGUGCACGAGGAUUUGCCUUUGUAGAGUUCACUACGAAGAAGGAGGCACUCAGUGCUUUUGAGGCUCUGAGACACACCCAUCUCCUCGGUCGUCACUUGGUGCUGGGUUGGGAUAAUGAGGAUGGGAAAGAUGUAGAGGGUAUGAGGGAGAAGGUGAAAGAGACGUUCGAUAGCGCGAGGGAUGCUGGUGCUCGUAGGAGAAAGGAGAAGCUGAAGCUUGGAGAGGAGGAUAUUGCUGAGGCUGCGAGGAAGGAGAGGGAGAAGAGGGGAGGGGAUGAUGAUUGAGGGAAGGCGGGAUUCGAAUUUGAUCGUUAAGCUGCCGUGUACUUGUAUCUACUCUUCUGUUGUACCGACUAAGCAGUUCGCGCCGCCAUUUUGAACCUCACAAGAUGCUGUUG
Messenger RNA from Microstroma glucosiphilum, 2710 nucleotides. Its product is annotated as RNA-binding domain-containing protein. The transcript has 3 exons. The record is from RefSeq and is a predicted model, not a curated record. Gene Ontology annotation, molecular function: RNA binding. Lineage: Eukaryota; Fungi; Basidiomycota; Exobasidiomycetes; Microstromatales; Microstromataceae. Bases 48 to 2597 code for a protein of 849 amino acids.